AUGCAGGUCUAUACGGAGCUUGUGGCGCCCUCGGCCGUCACUCAUUCUUUGAGCCUGCCCUUGACCUCGGCCUCUGCCAAUAACCUCGUCGUCGCAAAGGGCUCCCUUCUACAGAUUUUCGAGACGCGCACCCUCGCCGCCGAACUCGACCCGCAGUAUCAGCCCGCGCCGCCGACGACCAGGAAUGAAUCCGACUUUGACAUGCGCGGCGGGGGUGGGGGCGGUCUCGACAGCGGCUUCGAACUCGUCGGUGGCGAAACCCUGCUGCUACGCGACCGCGCCCAAAACACCAAGCUCGUCCUCGUCGCCGAGAUACCCGUCGCCGGCACCGUCAUCGGCCUCGCGCGCCUCAAGCUACAAAACACCGAGUCGGGCGGCGAGGCCCUCCUGCUAGCCUACCGCGGCGCCAAGAUGUGCCUGACCGAGUGGAAUCCGCAAAAGGCGGCCCUCGACACCGUCUCGAUACACUACUACGAAAAGGACGAGCUGCAGGGCGCGCCAUGGGAGCUCCCCUUUGGCGAAUACGUCAACUAUCUCGAGGCCGACCCUGCUAGUCGGUGCGCGGCCUUUAAGUUUGGCAGUCGCAACCUGGCCAUUCUGCCGUUUCGCCAGGCAGAAGAGGACCUCGAGAUGGAAGACUGGGACGAGGCACUUGACGGGCCCAAACCUGCCAAGGAAGCGGCGCUCGCGACCAAUGGAGAUGACCAUGAAACCGAGUCGCAGCAUUCGCCUUCUUUUGUGCUGCGACUCCCUCUGCUCGACCCGACCCUGCUACACCCAGUCCACCUCGCAUUUCUCCAUCAAUAUCGGGAGCCUACGUUUGGUAUCCUGUCUUCUGCGCAGUCGACCUCAAUUGCUCUAGGAUUCAGGGACCACAUGACCUAUAAAGUCUUUACUCUAGAUUUGAAACAGCGUGCUUCAACCACCAUCUUAUCAGUCACAGGUCUGCCCCAGGACCUUAAACGCGUCAUUCCGCUGCCUACCCCUGUUGGCGGCGCCCUUCUUGUCGGCGAAAACGAACUCAUCCACAUCGACCAAUCUGGUAAAGCCAAUGGUGUUGCGGUUAACCCCAUGGCACGACAAAUGACAUCCUUCAGUCUUGCCGAUCAAUCCGAGCUCAACUAUCGUUUAGAAGGCUGUGCAAUCGAGCCCAUCUCUAUGGAGUCUGGAGAGCUCUUGCUGAUUCUCAACGAUGCAUCUUUGGCAAUCAUUUCGUUCAAGAUUGACGGACGUACCGUGUCUGGAAUUAGUCUCGCCGCAGUCUCACAAGAAAAUGGUGGAAACCUUCUCAAGAGUCGAGUAUCUUGCAUUUCUCGCAUUGGCAAGGCCUCCAUGUUCAUCGGAAGCGAAUCCGGCGACUCUGUUGUUCUCGGGUGGUCAAGAAAGCAAAGCCAGGAGAAGCGCAAAAAGUCGAGAGCCCUGGAUACUGACCUCGCCCUUGAUGUCGAGGACAUUGAUCUCGAUGAUGACUUUGACGAAGAUGACGAUUUGUACGGCACAGAAUCUGCUGCCGCGAAACCAUCGCAAGCUGGGGCCGGAGCUACGAAAGGCGGCGAGCCCGUCUUUCGCUUACAAGAUGCGUUGCUGUGCCUGGCACCGAUCCAUGACGUCGCCCCGGGCAAAGCAGUAUUUCCAUCCGACAGUGAAGAGGCGUUUUUGCGGGACGGCGUUACAUCGGAAUUGCAGCUUGCUUGUGCCGUCGGUCGAGGAAAGGCUGGUGCUAUUGCCAUUUUGAACCGCGAGAUCCAACCCAAGGUCAUUGGAAGAUUCGAAUUUCCGGAAGCGCGAGGCUUCUGGGCCAUGUGUGUCAAGAAACCGGUGCCGAAAGCGCUGGGCUCUAGUGCCGUCAUCAGCAGCGAAUACGAUAGCACUGAGCAGUACGAUCGAUUCAUGAUUGUCGCCAAGGUCGACCUCGAUGGCUACGAAACAUCGGAUGUGUACGCUUUGACAGAUGCUGGCUUUGAGAGCUUGAAAGAUACCGAAUUUGAGCCAGCGGCAGGCUUCACCGUCAUGGCGGGCACCAUGGGAAAGCAAAUGAGAAUCGUACAGGUGUUGAAGUCAGAGGUCCGAUGUUAUGAUGGAGAUUUAGGCCUGAGUCAAAUCCUACCUAUGCUGGACGAGGAUACAGGGGCUGAGCCAAGAGUCGUCAGUGCAAGUAUUGCCGACCCAUAUUUGAUGAUUAUCAGAGACGACAAUAGUGUCUUUAUUGCCAAGAUUGGCAGCAAUGAUGAGCUUGAAGAGGUUGAAAAGGACAAGGGUCCCCUUGUCUCGACGAAAUGGCAAACAGGUUGCCUAUAUACUGAUUAUGACGGGACUUUCCAAGCAAAAAAGCCCGAUGACAAUGCUAGCCCGAGGACUAUGAUGUUCUUGAUGAGCACAGCUGGCGCUUUGCACAUGUACGACUUGGAUAAUCUUUCAGAGCCAGUCUACGUUGCGGAAGGCCUUACCUCGACGCCGCCUUUCCUAUCUGCCAACUUUACCGGCCGCAAAGCUGCUGCAAAAGAGAGGCUGACCGAGAUCCUCGUUGCUGACCUCGGCGACGUUGUCAGCAAAAGCCCAUUUCUCAUUCUCCGUCACGACACUGAUGACCUGACCCUCUACGAGCCUGUUCGAUAUCAAGAACCAAACAGCAGCUCGCCGCCACUCACAGACACACUAUUCUUCAAAAAGUCGGCCAACGCUACUAUAGCGAAAAGCGCGUCGGCAUUCGACAAGGAAGAAGACGAAACACAGCAAAGGCGCUUCGUCCCGCUUCAGCCUUGCGGCAACGUGGGCGGCUAUAGCACGGUGUUUCUAUCCGGUGACUCGCCCAGCUUUGUUCUGAAAUCAGCAAAGAGCAUACCUCGUAUCGUCGGCCUCCAAGGCCAGGGUGUGCAAGGCAUGAGCACUUUCCACACAGCAGGCUGCGAUCGUGGUUUCAUUUACGCUGAUACCAAAGGCAUUGCCAGGGUCUGUCAAUUGCCCACGGAUACAAACUAUGCCGAGCUAGGCAUUUCCGUCAAGAAGAUUCCGCUCGAUUGCGACGUGAACAGAGUCUCAUUCCACUCACAUACAGCCACAUAUAUCGCUGCGUGCUCAACGCGGGAGCCGUUUGAGCUGCCAAAGGACGACGACUACCAUAAAGAAUGGGCCAGAGAGGUUGUCUCCUUUGCGCCAACUAUGCCGCGGGGUAUGCUGAAGCUCAUCAGCCCUGCAGCCUGGACAGUCAUUCACAGCCUAGAUCUCGAGUCAUGCGAGACUAUUGAGAGCAUGAUGGCACUUCAUCUUGAAAUCUCCGAGGAAACCAAAGAGCGACGCAUGCUUGUCGCUGUUGGCAGCGCGAUUUGCAAGGGAGAAGAUUUGCCCACACGUGGCCGUGUUCAAGUAUUCGACAUUGUCACAGUCAUUCCCGAACCGGGGCGGCCCGAGACGAACAAGAGGCUGAAGCUUCAGGCCAAAGAAGAGCUGCCGCGCGGUGGCGUCACCUCCCUGUCCGAGAUUGGCACCUCGGGUCUGCUGCUGAUUGCGCAGGGUCAAAAGUGCAUGGUACGUGGCCUGCGCGAGGACGGCGGACUGCUGCCCGUGGCCUUUUUGGAUAUGAAUUGCCAUAUUCUGGGUGUUCGCGAGCUGCGCGGGACUGGCUUGUGUCUCAUGGCCGAUGCCUUCAAGGGCAUGUGGUUCGCAGGCUACACGGAAGAGCCGUACACCUUUAAAGUGCUCGGAAAGAGCGGCGGCCAAAUUCCCAUGCUGGUAGCAGACUUUUUACCGGAUGGCGAGGACCUGUCCAUGAUUGGUGUGGAUGCAGAUGGUGAUUUGCACGUUUUUGAAUUUGACCCUGAUCAUCCCAAGUCCCUGCAAGGCCAUCUUUUGAUACAUCGCACGACAUUUUCACUGUCGCCCAAUGAGCCGACGACGACUGUACUCCUCGAACGGACCAUUCCCGCCUCGCAGCCCCAGCCCAAGGGCACCACCGGCGCAGAGACGCCGCACACGCUCCUGCUGAGCUGCCCGACCGGCCAGCUGGCGGCGCUGACGCCGCUCAGCGAGUCGGCCUACCGCCGGCUGCUGUCGCUGACCAAUCAGGUGUUGCCGGCGGUGGUGCCGCACGGCGGCUUGCACCCCAAGGCGCACCGCCUACCCGAGGGCCGCGGCGCGCAGAGCCACUCCCGGGCCGUGGGCGUGGAGACGGCGGCGUCGGGCCGCAUGAUUGUCGACGGCGCGGUGCUGGCGCGCUGGACGGAGCUGGGCGCGGCCAAGAGGGCGGAGAUGGCGCUCAAGAGCGGCUACGACGACGUGCACGAGAUGAGGGGCGAGCUGGAAGGCGUGCUGGGGUGGUCUGGCAUGGCGUACUUUUGA
Beauveria bassiana ARSEF 2860 is the source of this 4335-nucleotide messenger RNA. Its product is annotated as CPSF A subunit region. Bases 1 to 4335 code for a protein of 1444 amino acids. NCBI's taxonomy places the organism in Eukaryota, Fungi, Ascomycota, Sordariomycetes, Hypocreales, Cordycipitaceae. The record is from RefSeq and is a predicted model, not a curated record. The transcript has 2 exons. Gene Ontology annotation, cellular component: mRNA cleavage and polyadenylation specificity factor complex; nucleus. Gene Ontology annotation, molecular function: protein binding; nucleic acid binding.